This is a messenger RNA of Prorocentrum cordatum, 1170 nucleotides long. The record is from the annotation of a GenBank genome assembly. NCBI's taxonomy places the organism in Eukaryota, Dinophyceae, Prorocentrales, Prorocentraceae.
AUCCCCGCCGUGAGUCGUGAGCAUCCCGCCGUGCCAAGCGGCGCCGUCGCACAGAUCCCCCCGCCCACCACCACCCGGCAGCCAUCUUGGCCCGCAGAGCCCGCUGGCUCAGAUCACCCCGCAAUGCACUGAAGCCGCCCAUGCCCCAGGCCUGGCGGGGCCCGUGGGCAGACCCAGUUCCAUCCACGGCUGCCUGACCGAGCUGCAGCUUUUCCAGGGCCGCCGCGCACGGCUCAGGCCACCGCGCCCUCGCCCCGGCAGCCAUGCUCACGUACCACGUCGAGCUGGUGCCGACGGAGUUCGCUCUCCGCAUGCGCCCCGUCUUCAUUCUCUCCUUGGUGGCUCUGAUGGCCCUGGUCAUCGGCAAGUUUAUGAUACGCGACUUCUGGGGGGCUAUCAGCCUGAUCUUCGUUGUUCUCAUGGGGCUCCUGGUGAUUACGGGCGAGUACCGGGUCAACGCCUCCAGUGCAUGCUUCUUCGCUGUCAUGGCGAUAGUCAUGGCGAUUUUCGACGUGAUCUCUUGCGUGUUGUACUUCCAGCACUCCAAGUACAAGGUCGGCGACCCCGAGGCCCCGUGGAUCGUCCUGCUGGCCCAGACGGUCUUCGUCGUCAGCCCGGUCCUGCUGACGCUGGCCUCCCUCGUCAGCUACAGCAUCUUCAUCGACUGCAACGAGCACGCCCAGGAGCUCUGGCACCGGGACGGCGGCGUGCAGAGCUACGACUCCCUCGGCGUGGGCCCCGCGGGCCGGGCGCCCGCGGGGGGCGGGCCCUGGGGCCAGGGGCCGGCGCCCCCCGGGCGCCAGGCGCCGCCGCCCUUCCAGGGCCAGGGCCGCCGGCUGGACGGGAACGACUGAGCCCCCCCCGCGCGGCGCGGCGCCGCCGGAGCCCUCCUGCAGCUUGCUCGGGUCAUGGGCUUACACUGGCCCUCCUCCUCCCCCUCAUCCUCAUCCUCAUCCUUCUCCUCUCCGCUGCUCCCUUCCACCUUUCCCAUUUCUCCUCUGCGGGUGUGGCUGGGAGCCUGCACGGUCGCUGAAUCCUUCCAGGGGCAUAUGAGGCGGCCCGCUCCAAUGCCCGCGGCGCGCACACUCCAGCUCAGCGCGGCGAGAGGGGGCGUGCGGUGACGAUGCGCUGAGGCGCACGCCUGCAGCGAUUCGGGCAGGACCCACAGAA